GACACAGGAGGAAGGGACGAGAACUCGCGAUCGGAAAUUGGCGAUAUUUUGAAAAUACGAGCGGGAUCGACUUUCCUCUUCUGGCAACCUGGGCUGGGACCAAUUAACAAGAGCCAGGCGGGAAAUCCAAACUAAUUGGCGGGAAAGCUGAACAGGGUUCCAAAGUAUGUACUCAAGCAGCCAGUUCGACGCCACCUCCGCCUUCUCCGGCGGCGGAUUCAUGCCCUCUCAGCCUUCUCAGUUCGCUAAUUCAACUCCAUCUCCUGCAAGAAGUCGUGAGACGCAGGGGUUGAUAUCCGUGACAGUGAAGCAGAUAAGUGAAGCUUCUCAAUCUGGUGAUGAGAAAUCCAAUUUCGUAAUUGAAGGUGUUGAUGUUACCAAUGUUACGGUGGUUGGCAUGGUAUUUAACAAAAAUGUAAGGACCUCGGAUGUUCGUUUCCACCUUGAUGAUGGAACAGGCCGAGUUGAAUGUAUAAGAUGGGUAACCGAAAAUCUUGACACAAGAGAAAUGGAUGCAUUAGAAGAUGGAACCUAUGUUCGUGUCAAUGGACACUUGCAAAGUUUUCAAGGCAAGAAGCAAUUAAGUGCCUUUUCUGUGAGGCCAGUGACAAAUUUUGAUGAAGUUACUUGCCACUUUAUUGAGUGCAUACAUUUCCAUCUUCAUUCCAAACUACAGUCACAGGGUGGUGCUUUGUCCCAGCCACAGAUGGAUUCAUCAUUGAGCACUCCUGUGCGGGGUGCAUCAACUGGAAUUCAGCCAGCUUUGGUGAACGAUUUCUCUGUGCAACAUAGUGCUGAUGGACUCAAGGGUUUUGAUAAAAUGGUCCUGAACUAUCUGCAGCAACCUUCAAACAUUGAUCGAGAAAUGGGGGUACAUGUAGAAGAACUUUCCCAACAGUUGAAAGCUCCCAUAGAGAAGAUCAAGGAUGCUAUCGAUGUCCUUGAAAAGGAAGGUUUGGUGUACUCCUCCAUUGAUGAUUAUCACUACAAGGCUGUGGAAGGUUGCUAAGUUUCGGAGUGGCGUUUUGCUUGGAAUUUGGGUGUUAGGAUCUCUAAUGACUGAUGAACUAUGCUGUUAGUGAUAAUUUUUCCCUCGAUGUCCUUGAUAGAGCAUGUAGAUAUCUGUUGGAUGCUUCUAUCUAGGGCCACUUUUGAAAUGUGACAUGUAGCAUAUUGAACUAUAGGUGCUACCUUUUUGAUUUUCUAUUCAUAAUUUAGGUGGUACCAAUUUUCAGUAUGUUCUGAAAAGAUCUAGUGUCAUGUUAAACAACCUUCUGUUUGUGAUGGAUUUUAUUAUUUAUCUAAUGGAAUUAGCAGUAAGGGAUUAUUGAAUAAAAGUGAUUUGGAUGAAAA
This is a messenger RNA of Theobroma cacao (cacao), 1353 nucleotides long. It is a transcript of the gene RPA2, whose product is annotated as replicon protein A2. The record is from RefSeq and is a predicted model, not a curated record. NCBI's taxonomy places the organism in Eukaryota, Viridiplantae, Streptophyta, Magnoliopsida, Malvales, Malvaceae. Gene Ontology annotation, cellular component: DNA replication factor A complex; site of double-strand break; chromosome, telomeric region. Gene Ontology annotation, biological process: DNA replication; double-strand break repair via homologous recombination; nucleotide-excision repair. Gene Ontology annotation, molecular function: single-stranded DNA binding.